UGAGGGAAAAAGACUGUUGGACUGUUCAGGUCUCCUGGGGUGUGGUGGCUACCUAACGCCUCACCUGGGGAGGCAAGCGCCCCGCGGCUGUAUUUAUUACCUGAGCAAUAAGGGACGAGGAGUUCAGCCCUUCUCUGUGCUUGCUGGAUUUGCUUGCAUUUGUUCCCAGCCACUGCUCAUGUAAUGCACUCCCUUAGCCAGGAAAUUAAAGCAUUCUCCCGGAAUAAUCUCAGGAAGCAAUGCACCAGGGUGACAACGCUAACUGGAAAGAAAAUUAUAGAAACAUGGAAAGAUGCCAGAAUUCAUGUUGUGGAAGAAGUACAGCCAAGCGAGGGGGUUGGUUGUGGUUAUGUGCAGGACCUUAGCUUGGACCUGCAAGUUGGCGUUAUUAAGCCAUGGUUGCUUCUGGGGUCACAAGAUGCUGCUCAUGACCUGGAUGUACUGAAAAAGCACAAGGUGACUCAUAUUCUUAAUGUUGCAUGUGGAGUUGAGAAUGCUUUCUUCAGUGAGUUUACAUAUAAAAGCAUUUCUAUAUUGGACCUUCCUGAAACCAAUAUCCUGUCUUAUUUUCCAGAAUGUUUUGAAUUCAUUGAACAAGCAAAAAUGAAGGAUGGUGUGGUUCUUGUUCAUUGUAAUGCAGGGGUUUCCAGGGCUGCUGCAAUUGUAAUAGGCUUCCUGAUGAAUUCUGAAGAAAUUUCAUUUACCAGUGCUUUUGCUUUGGUGAAAAAUGCAAGACCUUCCAUAUGUCCAAAUUCUGGCUUCAUGGAGCAACUUCGUACAUAUCAAGAAAGCAAAGAAAGCAAUAAGUAUGACAAAAUACCACAAUUGGAAAGUGGCAACAGUUCAUGAGUUCCAUUCUGAAUGCAGAUGAUAGACUAAUGUAAUAUCUGAAUUGGCCUCUGUAACUGUCCUUUCCUCUUUAGGAGAGUAGACUACUAAAUUUCCUUUUAUCUUACUUUUUACAAAUGGAAAUGGAAAUCAAUUUGAUUGUCCUGAGCUAGUAUAUGAAUAAAUUUUUAAAUUAUAUUACUUUCUGUUAUUAUAAUGUUUGGUAAAGUUAAUUAGUAAGAGAAAAUAACAGUGAAUUAUGAAUCAUUGAUUUUUACAGAAGAAAAUUUUUAAAUUUAAAUUCUAUAUUAUAGCAUGGAAAGAAUAAAUCAGUUAAUGAAGCCUUUAGUAUUUUUCUAUUCUAACACCUGUUUUCAUGAGUGAAAAAACUUGAAUGCUACUUGACAUACUGUUUUAGAGAAAGGUAAAUUUUUUGUAAAGAAUAUUUUAAAGAUUAAAAAUGAAUACCUUCAACUUCCCAAAAGAGUCCCAGAAUCUAAAGGUUUAUACAGCAUUUAUGUAAUAGUAACUAGGCAUGGUGGCAUGUGCCUAUAAUUCCAGCAACUCAGGAGGCUGAGGCAGGAAGAUUGCAAAUUUGAGGCCAGCCUGGCCAAUUUAGACCCUGUCUAACAAAUAAAUGAAUAAAUAAAUAAACAAACAAAUAAAACAAGGGCUGGGUUUGUAGUUUAGUGGUAAAGAAGUGUCCCUGUGUUCAUUCCCAAUUACCAAACAACAGUAACAAUUAUAUAGUGGUUGCAAUAUAGAUAAAAUUUUAAAAUUCUUCCAUGAAAAUUAAUAACCACUUUUUGGUUUUCAAUUCUAUUACCUGCAUUUUUCAUUUUGAAUGCUUUCUCUUACAUAAUUAUGAUGUUACAAUUCUUUAACUAGAUAACACAGUUUCUUACAUUUUGUUUUUUUAUCUUAGAUACCUAGCAUUCUGUUUAGGGAGAUUAUGUCAUAAUUUUUUUGAUCUUCUUGGAUGUGUGGGAAAAUGUUUUAUACUAAAAGUUUACUUUUUAGUUGUGAUUUGGGUAAGAGCUAUUUUCUAGCUUAGUAUUUUGCAGGACAAGAUGUUUUAAGGAAAGAAAAGUUAGGUUUUGGUAAGAAAUUUUAAAUACAGUUUUAGGAGACCUAAAAUCAUUUACAAUCUUAUCUCUGGCCAGAGGCUUGAAUUGGUUCUUUUUGUUUUUCUUUAAUGUUUCCAUAUUGACAAGAGUGAACUUUAUAAAUUUGCUUCCAGAUUUUAUUUUAGGUGCUGGGGUUGUGGCUCAAUGGUAGUAUGCUUGCCUACCAUGUGUGAGGGACUGGGUUCAAUUCUCAGCACCACAUAUAAAUAAAUAAAAUAAAGUUCAUUGACAAACUACUGGUAUAGAUGAUAUAAAAAAGGAGAUUUUGAAUUUAUUUUCAGCAUAAGUUAUACUUAAAAUUAGAGUUAUUAGGGGCUAGAAUUGUGGCUCAGAGGUGGAGUGCUCACCUGGCAUGCCUGAGGCACUGGGUUUGAUCCUCGGCACCACCUAAAAUUAAAAUAAAGAUAUUGUGUCCACCUAUAACUAAAAAAUUAAAAUUAGAGUAAUUAAGACAAUUUAUUGGGUAGAUUUGAAGUAUUUAUUUAUGACUUAGAAAAUGAUUGCCUUAUAGAUUUUAUUUUAAAAAGUCAUGAGCUUGUCUUAAAUACUGUAUACCUUAGUUGGAAAGUACACAUUGAACCCAAAUGUGCAUUUGGAAAGGCUUUCUUAUACUGUCAUGAGCAAAAACUAAAAGUAAUAAAUGCAAGCUGUGUCUUGAUAUUGCUUAGAGUCUGACAAGUUGCCAUCAUGUGUAAUGCUUUGAACUCCUUUCUGUGAAGAAGCAGCUCAAAUGUAAUUAACUUUCCUUGAGCUGUUUGAAGCCCACCAAACCAGGGAGAAUUACCCUAAAUAGGAGAUUGAUGUAUAAUGCUGUCUCUGUGAACAGUAUUGCUGGAAGUUCGCUGGCUGAGACUUCUUGAUUGACAUGAAAGCAUUCAUUUAAAUAUAUUUUCUUUUGCUGAGUGCUGCUUGAUUUUUAGCUAUUGAAUCUUGUCACAUGAGGCUUGGAUAUACUUUGUUUGUAGUGGAUAAUAUGUUAUUUCUGUCUGUAGUUAGGCCAAACUGUUGCCUGUAGUGAUCUGGUUAUGGUUCAAACAUGUCUGUUCUAUUUUAUCUACUGAAGUUCUUUGAGCAUCAAUUUUAUUUUAAUCUUAAGUGAUAGAAGCUUGUUGUAUCUGAAAUAGAUCAGUAGAUGUGUUUAGUGCUUUAAAUUGGGGGUGCUGUGUCGGGCAAUGAUUUGUCACAGAAAUGGUAUGUUUACUGUACAAGGCAAUAAGUCAUGCUGAGAUACCAUACUAUUCCGUAAGAAGGAAUGUUAUCAUUAUGAUUCUCUAUCACAUAUAUUACAAAUUAAAUCAAACAUUUAUACCAUAUAUAGGUCCAUUUUGAGGGAAGUGAAAAAAUUUCACAGAGUAAUUUUUUAACUCUAUUUGUUUUUAAAUAGAUUUUCCUCUUUUUAAAAAGAAAAAAAAUGAAGGUAUAAUUUCUUUUUGAAAAUUGAAAAGCAAUAGCCUUCUUAGUAAACUGAAAAGGUUGAGUAGAACAAAGGCACUGGAACAAAUAAUAAAAUUCUAUUUACUUUAGACUAAUACUUUAAAAACUGUUUUGCUAACUUCAUGUUUUAAUAUAAGUUAUUGAUUAAAUGUAAUUGGAAUUGAAAACCCAGGAAAUAUUUAGAUUUUUUAAAUUUUGAGGAUAAAAUUUAAAAAUAUACUGAUUCAAAAAUAAAGAUUUCAGAGGAAA
Marmota monax (woodchuck) is the source of this 3638-nucleotide messenger RNA. RefSeq names its product dual specificity phosphatase 19 (gene Dusp19). The transcript is spliced from 4 exons. Gene Ontology annotation, molecular function: JUN kinase phosphatase activity. The record is from RefSeq and is a predicted model, not a curated record. The coding region runs from base 184 to 849 and encodes 221 amino acids. Lineage: Eukaryota; Metazoa; Chordata; Mammalia; Rodentia; Sciuridae. Gene Ontology annotation, cellular component: cytoplasm. Gene Ontology annotation, biological process: protein dephosphorylation; regulation of MAP kinase activity.